GUCAGCAGCGGAAACAGCAGCAGCAGCGGCAGACAUGGCGUCCACAGCGGCGACCCGAGCAGCGGCUGCUACUACUAAAGUCGUUAAACCGAUUUUUAGCCGGGACUUGGAUGAGGCUAAGCGCAGGGUCCGGGAGCUGUACCGAGCCUGGUACCGAGAGGUCCCUAACACAGUGGCAAUGUUCCAGCUGGACAUCACAACACGUCAGGGAAGAAACAAAGUGAGGGAGAUGUUUGACAAAAACAAGCACGUCACCGACCCUCGUGUGAUUGACAUGUUAGUCAUUAAGGGGAAAAUGGAACUUCAGGAAACAAUCCACGUCUGGAAGCAGAAAACCCACGUAAUGCGCUAUUUCCACGAGACCGAGGAGGCUCGUCCCACCGACUUCCUGUCCAAAUUCUACCACGGUCAUGACCCGUGAACUGUGUGGCUUUCAGCUGACCUCUGACCCCUUUUUGCUUGUGUCCAGUCCUUUAUUGUAAAUACACACUUAACACUCAAAUAA
Messenger RNA from Amphiprion ocellaris (clown anemonefish), 505 nucleotides. It is a transcript of the gene ndufa6, whose product is annotated as NADH:ubiquinone oxidoreductase subunit A6. Lineage: Eukaryota; Metazoa; Chordata; Actinopteri; Pomacentridae. The record is from RefSeq and is a predicted model, not a curated record. Gene Ontology annotation, biological process: response to oxidative stress. The transcript is spliced from 3 exons. Bases 35 to 421 code for a protein of 128 amino acids.